UAACAAAGAAAAGCAAUAAAAUGAAUAGUGCUCACUAUCAAACGUUACUAUAAAAUAUUAUUAAAUAUACACGAGUAAAACAACUUUCUAAAAAAAACAGAAGUGCUGCAUUUUGUCAAUGGUAGUUGAGAAAAAUUGCGAUAAAAAAACUUUUCUUGUCUAUUGAUUCAUCCAUCGUUGCCCCACCGACUGAUGUGAAAUUUUCUCGAUAAAUUCUUUAAUUUAUCGUUUUAUAAGAAAAUUCUACUUAGAAUUGACGUAUAGACUAACAGGGCAAUCGUUAAAUUCCACUUAAUAUAGACUCGUGUCGCCAAACGGCUUAAACCCUCUUCGUGUAUGUCAUCUGUGCGUUCAUCGGGCGACAGCUUUCGAUCGGUUUCGCACGUCCUACAAUAAACAAUAGUUUGUUUUUGCGGCGUAUUCACGCGGGCGAUCGAUCGCGUGCGGUGUUGUGCAGUGGUAAUGGUCGGUGCAGUGGCGGCGGAGGCGGAGAUGCAUCAGUGAAGGGAAGGAGCGCUUGCAGCAGGGCUCGCCAGGGACUCAGAUGUUGGAGACGCGAACCGCGCGCGCCGCAGACUCGGUGUGGGCGAGCAAGCCGCUGCCGGCGCCGCACGCCAUGGCCAACCCGAGACAUGGGAAAAACGCUCAGGAGGACGUGUGCUACGUGGUCGCGAAAUACGACUACGCAGCGCAGGGUGCCCAGGAGCUCGAUCUCCGCAAGAACGAGCGCUAUCUCCUUCUGGACGACUCCAAACACUGGUGGCGUGUACAGAAUGCGCGCUCGCAGUCGGGCUACGUGCCUAGCAACUAUGUCAAGAAGGAGAAACCUUCGCUCUUUGACAGUAUUAAGAAGAAAGUGAAAAAAGGCUCCGGUUCGAAAACGCUACCUUCCAAUAGCUCGCCCGUCCGCGGCGGCACCGAGUCGCCCGGCGCGAGGCGCGUCGCUGAACCAACGGAGGCGCUCGGAACUGCUGUGGUCAAGUACAACUACCAAGCGCAACAACCCGACGAGCUGUCGCUGACCAAAGGCACCAGGAUCCUCAUCCUGGAGAAGAGCAACGAUGGCUGGUGGCGGGGGCAGUACCAGGGGCACACUGGAUGGUUUCCGUCGAACUACACGAGCGAAGAGGGCGACGCGGAAGAUCCGGUCCACACUUACGCUAUGGCGGAGAACGUUCUAGAUAUUGUAGUGGCAUUAUACUCGUUCACAUCGAAUAACGAGCAAGAACUAUCGUUUGAAAAGGGCGACCGACUAGAGAUCGUCGAGAGACCCCCCUCAGACCCCGAGUGGUACCGCGCGAGGGACUCCCGCGGCCGGCAGGGGCUUGUCCCACGCAACUACCUGCAGGAGCUCGCCGACUACCUCGCCAUGCCGUACAGUGAAGCGACGGAAGGCGGGCGAGCAGCGGCCGGCACGGGCGCGCAGGGCCGCGCCUGGUACUACGGCGCCAUCACGCGCACGCAGUGCGACACCUUGCUCAACCAGCACGGCCACGACGGCGACUUCCUCAUCAGGGACUCCGAGACCAAUGUUGGCGAUUUCUCCGUGUCCCUAAAAGCGCCGGGCCGCAACAAGCACUUCCGCGUGCACGUGUCCGGCUCCCUGUACUGCAUCGGGCAGCGCAAGUUCCCCACGCUCGACCAGCUGGUCGCACACUAUCAGCGGGCGCCCAUCUACACUAACAAGGCGGGCGAGAAGCUGUACCUCGUGCGCCCGCUGCCGCGCGCCGACCCGCCCUGCUGAGCGGCGCCGUCUGUACCACCGCCGCCGCUACACACUGGUAGCCGCCAUUUUACUUCACACUCUUUGCUUGGCUCCCAUCCUCAUCGGCUGCAAUAAUACCGUUAUAAUUCAUGUUAUGUCAUGUUCAGACAGGAAUCCGUGGGGCAAAAUUGUUUGACUAGUAGGGAAUUCCUGUAUCGAUAAACUCGACUAUCGAUGCUAGUUCUAUAUACUAGUGAUCACUCGAGGGUUUGCUUGUAAAAAUAUGUUUUUAUUAAGAGUAAAAAAAAAAUUUAAAUAAUAACUCAAUGUUUUUAAGACAAGACAAUUUUAUAAUACUCAUCCCAAUUUUUAGUAUAACCUCCACAGAAAUUAAAAAAUCAUUUAGCUACCUGAAAUGGAUUUAUCAGCAGAUACGGAGACGCUUGACGCCCGAAAAUAUGGAACAAAUUCUGGUCGUUUACUUUAACAGUAGUACAUGGGACAUUCACGAAGAAAAAAAUUGGGUUGAGUAAAAUUAUAAAAUUGUCUUGUCUUAAAAACGAAGAAGAGUAUAUUGAGUUAUUAUUUAAUUUUUUUUUUUCUCUUAAUAAAUACAUAUUUUUACAAGCAAACCCUUGAGUGAUCACUAAUAUAUAGAACUAGCAUCGAUAGUUAAGUUUAUCGAUACAGGAACUCCCUACUUGUCAAACAAUUGUACCUCACGGAUUCCUAUGUCUGGUAAUGCUGCAAUACUGGCGGCCAAACUGGCCACAUAUAUCGUCAUGUCUCCUUAUUUCUAUGGUAACCGACGUGUAUUACGAUAUUUUUCACCUCUUUGGCCGUCAUUAUGUACUUGAUGCCGAUGAACGACGUAAUGUUACCAUAAUCAAUAGGAAGGUACAUAUAGAACGAGCCGCAUCGCGAGGAAAUGGCCGCGCGAAGCUGCUCAAUCUCUGUACGCCUAAUACUGAUAAUGAAAACACUUUUACUUUUUAAUACAGUUGGCUAUAAAAACAACAAUUUACAAAAAACUCAAAGAUUCUAAGAAUUUAUUUGUAUAGAACACAGUUAUGAGGCAAAAUAAAAGAAAUCCGUGCAUUCAGUCUGCAUGCAAACGUGCAAAUAUUGUAAUUAUGUGUCUUUUGUUUUUAUCGCCAACUUCAUUUAUAUGUUUCACGUACUGUUUUCACUAAUCCGAGGGUAUUUAUUCAUAUCUUAUGAUAUUAGUAAAUAAAAAAAUCACUUCAUAAUAAUCGUUAAACGGAACGCGAAACCUAAAAUGGCGGAACCUAGCGAGGCGAAUACUAUAAUUAACAUUAGAUACCGUAAUGAAAUUACCGACUUUCAACGCUUCCUUUACUAAUAAUCCUCAUUUCAUUCAAAGUCAAUUUGUAAACAAUGUUUCAUUCCAGUAUACUGUACAAUUAAACUUUGCAGGGCCUUGUAUCAAAAAUUAUGUUUCGAUCUGACUUGGUUUUAGAAAUAUAACUUAAGUACUAAAAACAUUCAAUAUGAUAGUCAUGAUAUAUUAUUAAUUAUGCCAUUAGAAAGGAUCCUAAUCCCAUAAAAAUAAAAUGUGACCAAGUAACAGAUAUAAAUUAUAAAUAACAAAGCCCUGUUAAGUUUAAACAUGGCCACCUUGAUCGGUUAACAUGACGUCAAAUUGCAAAUAUUCUCAAUAAUUCAUUGUUUUUAAAUGAAAUAUUUAGGACGAAAAGAAAGAUCGCACUAAAAGUGACCGCCAUGUUGCCCGCGCCAAGCUUUAAUACGCAUUUCAUUUUUGCCAACCACACAUUGCAUCUCUUUUCUUUGGCGUACGAAAACAAGAGAUGCAAUGGCCUUUGGCCUUAUAAAAUUAGUCGAAACAGGGCCAGAAUGUUUCAUUAGUGACUUAUAUUUGUUUCAUAUAGUACAAGUUUAUAGGGUUUUUUAUACUAAUGAAAUAUCGAACCCCUUGAGUAAAUAUACUCGAAGUGCCGAUUUCGACUCCUACAAGAAAUUUUAACAUAUGCUUACUGUUUGUGUCUGUACCAUUAAGGCCUAACUGAGGAUAUGUCAUUUUAAAAACCCAAGUGACCCAUUCUCCACAUGCAUUAAAUAAAUAUUUUCAUUUCAUUAACUAACACAUUUAGUUAGUGAGUCAAAAAAACUUUUCGGGGUCAAUAUCACAGCCUUUGUGUCCCUCUAAUGUUUGUGUUCUUUUGGUUGUUUUUGUGUAAAGUAUAAUCAAACAAUUGGACUAGAAGGAUCAUUAAAAUGUAAACGCAUUUUUUCAAAACUGUUUCCUAAGGAAUUAGGCGAUCUGAAAGGCCAGUCAUAUUGAAUCUUAUUUCGAACAUGUUUUGACUGUAAACCCAUUUCGUGUGAGUUUACGUCGACUUUGUCUAAUCAUUUCAAUUUAUUUAAUACUGUAUUUUCAUGUACAUAAUAGGGAAUAAUUUAAGCUACCAGACUAUAUAGGUAUAUUUUCUGGUUUCAUGGGCCCGAUAUGAAAGUAAGACAUACCAAAGAGAAUUUGUAACAGAGGUAGAUUGUCAAAGAAAAAUUUGUAGCCACAGUAAAUUUACUGCCAUCUUUCUACAUAUGAUUAAAACUUUUAGAACAUCAAAAAGUGGCGCCAUCUUACCGGACGUCGGCUAAAGGUUGUAGCGCCUUCGCUCGAAAUGAUGUCGACAUACUAUCUUUGAUCUAUUAGAUGGCGCCACUGUUAUUUAACAACUGUAACACAUCAGUGGAAGAAUAAGGAUCAAAGUCAAAUGGCGUCUGAAAAGUUUUAAUCAUGUGUCGAAAGAUGGCAGUAAAUUUACUCUGGCUACAAUGUUUUUUUUUUUCACAACUCGCCCCUAUUUCAAAUUCUCUUUAGAAAUACUUAAAAUGUGUUAUUCUGUAAAUGAAAUUAUUUGUAGGAGCCCGAAUCGGCCUCUUGCCUAGUUUAAUACGGCGUUGAUGCAACGCCAAAAUAUUAAUAAUUACAAUAAUAAACCAAAAAUUGGCUUCUUUAUUGCAUCUCUAUUAGCGUAAGAGCAUUUUCUAUAUCAUAUUAUUUAGGUAAGUUACGAGUAGAGUAAUGUAAAAUGUUUUUAUAGUUCAUGUGUAGAUACGUGAGACGUGUGUGCGUCAUAGUUUAAAUGCUUCAUACAAAUUAAUAUAUGAGAUUGCAAAAAGGGCAGUUUGGUCAAGUUUGAUAUGUAAAUAAUUUAAUUAUAUUUUGACUCUUCAAGGUCUCAGAAAAGUAUAUAAAAAAUCACUUGACGCAGAGUCAGACCAAGAUAAGUUGGCAGCGAUUUUGACAACCAGACAGUGCAAGUGUUAUUUUAAUUUUUUAUGAAAUUAUGUCGUUUAUAUAACACUUGCACAGGCAGGGCUAUCAAAACCGCUGCCAACUUAGCUUAGUCUGACUAGUCGUUUAGCUUGAUUUCAUAGAUAAAAUAAUUGUAGCUCGUUGGCCGAAUGACAAAGUCAUGUGGUUUUUUUUUACAUUAUUCUAAGAGCCAUGUGGCAUGUGCAAAAUAUUCCUUAACAACAUAUUUAGGAUCUGCCAAAAUGCCAUAGAUUCUUUUUUAUAAAAUGACUGGAUUCUGAGUGUGUAUUUAAUAUUAUUUAGAUUAAUACGUAGGCAGUAGUCAAACAAUAAUUUUCACAUGACUAAGAGAUGAUUUUAAGUAGGUACUUUAUCUUAACUUAAAUGACCAUUUAUAAACUUUUUGGUCUAUAAAUGGUUCAUCAACUUCCCUUUUUGCAAUUGUCGAUCCAAACACAUUUUAUACACACCAGUACGCAUAUACGUUGUGAUGUUUGGCCACGUAAGUUAUAUGUAAGUCAUUCAGGGAGGUCGCGGGCCGGGGGAUUUUGUACUUUUUUAUAAAUGGGCAUAUAGUGCCCGAGUAAUACCUAAUGCCGGAGACUAAAUAGUCUAAAGUCAAAGGAAAACGUGCCGUAAACAAUUUUACUGCGAUUUUCUUAGGGCUCCUUUUGAAAUCUAAACUCGUAUUGACGGGCUGGGCGUUUUGAGGAGGGUUAUAUACAAAUCGGCUGAUAGUAUAAACAAAUUAGUUUCAUGUGAAUAGCCAAUUUGCCAUAUUCACGCACAUUAGUGCCGUAGCCAAAUGGUGUCCUGUCACGGUCGCCAUGUAAGCCUGAGCACAACCGAAUCAUGAGAAAAUAUUGAUUUAUUUGUAAUUAAGUGUUUAAAAUUAGAUUAUAUCAAGUCAACUUGUGGCUACGUUUUUAAUCCGACACACGCCACGUUUUUCUUUAAUUUUAUCGCUAUUACAUUAGUCUCUGUUAAAACAAAAACAAUGAGACAAAAUACUUUAUUCUGAUGCGUAAUUAAUAUCGUGCUGGCUAAAAGAAUCAUCAAAUUAUUUCGUCUCAUUGAGAUUGUUUUGCGUAGAAUAAAGUCUGAUUAGGAACGCGUAGACUGUUUCCGCAACUUUAGUCUUUUGACAACGAAUUAGGUCCCAGUGCGAGGGAGACGGUCGCAGUUCAAACUGACAUUCACAUUUUUAUUAAAGUCUAAUACCCACAACGCGGCCUUAUUGAGGUUACUGUGAGGCUGGGGCGAUUUGUUUAAGAUUCUCUUAUAAUAGUUACUUAUUUGAAAGCAUAGUUUCAAUUAUGAUUUUUAUAUCCCAGCCCAGAUACUAAAAUAACAGUUCAUUGACAAUAUGCAAAAUCAUUCCGAUUUUGUGCCAAUUUUGUACUAAAAUGACGGGUUGGUUGGACAGAAUCGGUCAAACGAACUAUAAUUUUUAGUAUCUGCCAUACCAUCCCACUAACCCGGGAUUAACCGGUUAAACUGUUAAUCUAGUGUCAAAUUUUACUGUAAACCAUGAUAACUUCAGGUUUAACCUGUUAACCCCGGGUUAGUGGAAUGGUGCAAAUGGGCCUUAUUAAAAUUAUAUUCAGUUAUUCAUAACACCAUCCAAAAUCAAAAUAAUACAUGACGAUACGUAUGCGUCAUAUCAUAGAUAAACGUAAAGCACUUAACAACAAAUCCAGGCAGCAUUUCCAUUAAAACUUUGACGCCCUGAGGAACAAAUAAAAUACACUUUUUUUUUUUUAAUUUAGCAUCAAGGUUUUUUGCCAUUGUCUUAAAAAAAGAUGUCGUUUGAACUGCGACGGGUAGGAUUGGAAUCUCAGAUUUCCGCUGAUGUGACUCUCACUAGUCAGAACGCCGGCAUCACAAUCAGCGCUUCGCUUUACAUUAUAACAUUUAUAACUGUCAGAUUAUACACCUUUUAUUUACCCGGUUAUCACACGGCGUGUGAGCGAGACAGCGCCACGUAUAUAGUGAUGUCUCGCUCAUAUCGGAGCGAUGUGAAUACCGCCUUAGUAUACGAGCGGGAAUCGUAUAUGUCUAGGUGAUUAAUAGUAGACCUAAUCUCAUUGCUUUAAGGUAUAAAAUAGUGGAACUACUUAAAUAACUUUUGAUAGUCAGGAAAAAGAACAAAAAAUAUAAUUUAUAACUUUAAUAUGGUAUGAAUAAAGAGUAAUACUAUAGGUUUGGGGAAAUUCUGUAAACAUUAGGGCAAGUGUAAGUACUCUAGAAAUAUAACCACUUAUUUAAAGAUGCACUUGUACAUAUUUAUGGCGAAUUUUGCUCGAUUAGAAAGGAAUCGGUGGAAGUGCAUCUCACCCUUGUAUUUUUAGAGUAUGUGCAUUUGCCCGCUGUUUUCCCCGACUGAUAAAACAUUGGUGUAUACGAUUCCCGUAUAUUUUUGUGUGAAAUGAACGACGGCAGCUGUUGUGUUGUUUUUUUUUUAUAUAUAUUUAUGUUAAUUUUGUAGAUAUUUUAAUUUUAACGCAAUAUAUCACAUCGACUUGUAUUUUGAACUGAUUUAUGAGUUUAGGGUGGAUGUAGUUGGUAUACAGUCGUGGAUAUUGACUGUACGAGGAACACUUGACUGCCCAUUAUGGACCUUGGUGCUUAGCCAACAUGCCAAUCGUUAACGCUCCGUAGCGUAGCGUAGUCGUCUCUCUAUCACUCUUCCAUAUUAGUCCGACAGUGACAGUUGCGUUUCGUUCGCUACGAAGCGUGAACUAUUGGCAUGUUGGCUACGCACCCUUGUCUAUUUUCGAUAAGGUUUACGAAUUGUGAGUUAGCAGUGGACGAUGGUACCUGGGAAUAAUCUUAAAUAUCGUGUGUCCAUGUGUCAAGUGUAAAAUUUUAUUGUUACAGUUUCAAAUAUAUGCUCGUAAUUUUAUGUCCUUAUUGUGGGCAGUUUAAUUUAAAUUCUAACUAAUCCUAGCAACUACAGGAUUGUGUAUCGUCCAAGUAAGAGCUCCAAACAAAAUUAGUAUCUUUAGAGUAUAUUCGGAUACUUGUAUUGUAAAAAUUCCAUUACAUCAUGAAAAAAAAAAAUGAGUUAAAACCCCAGAAACAUCUUACUUGGUAGUUGCGAAUAAAAAUGACUUCAUUGGUAUCCAAAUGUACCCUCAAAGAAAUUCUAGAAGUGUAUCAGGUCAGGUGGGGUAAAAGGAACAUAGUUUAUUUUGCACGGGGUAAGAAAUAUAAUAUUAUUCCAAAUUGUGGCCAUUUUUUUAGCAUCAGGCUUGAAAAUACUAGUCAUUCUAAGUGCGACGAACCCAAAAAGUAAAAAAACCGAUGCCCAUUUUUUAAAUCAUGCCCCGGUGUUCGUUUUACACCGUCUGUCCUAUUGGCAGCGAUUACAUUUUGUACCGACACUUUCAAUUGAAAUAGAUUAUUUUUAUACAACAUUUUGCUUAGCAGCGACGUGCACCAAGAUUAGGGUUUUGUAUGUAGAAUAAGCUAGAACUGUAUAGAACGAUCUCUAUGCGACGCGCACUGAAUGAGUGUCGCAUAUAUGCUAUAGUUGUGUUAACACUUGUUGCACGCGAAGCAAUUAGAAAAAGAGACAGGACGCAGCCGGCCGCAGGUAGGUGUGACAGAGAGCACACUACGUAUUCGCGUGCAGCGACGGUUUGACACAACUAUAGCUCAAGAGGGUGUUUUUCGUUCGCUUUCAGUAUCUUAUACAAGCAUUUAUUUUCGAUAUAUUCAGAUCAGGGAUGUCUCGAAUGUGGCAUUCUUCACAUUCGCGAAUGCGGAUCCGAAUGUCCAGGAUGCGAAUGUUAGGGAAUAUGUAGUUAUUAUUAUCAUUCCUAAUUAGAAAAAAAAACUGUUAGUACAUAAAACAAAAUGUUACAGUGUUGAAAAAUGAUGUCUGCUGGUCAAAUAUUACUUGAAAACCGUGUGCGCGCAUCCAUACGCGAGUCAACGAGACAGGACACGACCUGCGCACAUUCGCAUUCAUUUGUUACGAAUGUUUCAAAUGACGCUAAUAUUGAAUGCGAAUAUUCGUGAUAUCCCUAGUUCAGAUUUUAAAAUGAACAGUAUUUAAGUGAGACUCCACAGUACCUUUUCGAUUUGAGUCUGAUAUCUUGAGUUGAGACAUCUGUGUUGGAAAACAUCCUUCUGGUUUUGAAUACGAUUGUGAGUUUGGCAUUGGACUUGGGGUUUUGAAAAAUGAGUCAAUAAUAACAAAAAUAUACUUUAAAGUGAAACUAGAUGUAAAGUAUUGAAAAAAAGUUAUAACAGUUAUGUAAACACUCAACAUUUAACGCUAUUUACGAACACAGUGAUUCAAAGACAUUUUUAAAUGAGUAAAUUUGAAUAGUGUUUGUUUCUGAUGAUUGAUGUUGUCAAACCUCAAAUUGUAUGCCAAACGUCUGAUUAGAUCUUUUUGAUAUAUUUAACAGGUUUUGUACUUGGUAAUGUAGAAUGACGAAUGUAGUGUUGUACAUAUUUUAUAUGAUACCAUAUUAUUGACCAUGAUAUUUAAUAAAUAUCACAACUUACAAACCCUUUAACGCCACAUUUAGGAAAAAACACUUUUAGAUCGAAAAAACAUUUUGAAACCGAAAUGUUUCGUAGAAAUGUCAAAUCACUAAGGUAUAAUGCUUCAGAAAGACGCAUUUUGAAAACAUAUACCUAAAUACAUGACUUGAGCAAGGAAUUAUCUUGCAAAAGAACAUUGCGUAUGAUACUAAAUUUAAGUCCCAUAUAUUUAAAUCUGCAUUUCAGGAAAUGGCUAGGUUAUCUAUCUAAAAAAGAAAAUUAUUGGCUUAACUUUCAUAAAAGCGCUUAAAACGUAACAAAGGUUUAAAACCGAUUAACGUAUUAACAUUAAUGAUUAACAAAACUAAAUUGCUGUUUGACUUAAAAGUGUGUUAAUUUGAACACACAGCCGCGUCUUUUUUGCCUUCAUACAUAUUAUAUGGAGCGUAUUAUGUACAGCUCAUGAUAGAAAUUGACAAAUGCGUGUAUAAAAGGAUGGUUGUAACAAAUUCUAAAUUGCAUUAGUCUUCCUAUUUCGAUAGCGUUCGGCACAAAUACUUACGGGUCACAAAAACGACAGGUGUCUGUCAUAAUAGUUACUAAACGUACAUUUGACAUUUCAUAGCACUAACGUAUCCUAAAGUACGAUUCCUACCGAACGGGCAGAUUUCACAUUUGAACGGCCGCAAGCCGGUCGCCUCCUCGCGGACGCGGACGGCUCCGGACGUAUUCCAUCGGUACUACCAUACAUAAUGCAAAGGCACAAAAUGCGCUUCAGCGCGGCCUGACUCCAGCUGGUCGGUGGGGAUUUAGAAUCUUACAUUAAAGUUUCACACUCGACUUUAAAUCGCGCGGUUAGUAAAUCAAAAUACCGACGGUUUGAUAUCUAGUGUGGCACAGAUUAAAAAGGAAGCUUUACUUAAACAUUGCCAAAAGUAGAGGAAUUACGCAAACUUACAUUCCUAAGCUUACACUAAAAUAAACUGACAUAUUCGAUGUACAUUUCAAAACAAAUUUGUACCUUAAUUAUAACUCAAUUAGGUGCAUUUUUGUUUUUAAAAUUGUAAAGUUUAUGGUCAUUUCGGUACCAAAGUACCACCGGAUUGAAGCUAUCUGUAUUAAAGUAAGGUUAGAAUUAUAGAGUGAUUGAGUUUUUUUUUAUUUUUGUAUUGCUCAAAGUGUAAUUUAAUUUGUAACCAUGUGUUUGUACGUUUUCGUGUAUAUUCCCGUAACGAUGAUAUGAUACCAUUGUAAGUGCAGUGUAUAAUAUUUAACUAUAUAAUUUAUUUAUUAAUUUGCAAAA
This is a messenger RNA of Cydia pomonella (codling moth), 10809 nucleotides long. RefSeq names its product cytoplasmic protein NCK1 (gene dock). Lineage: Eukaryota; Metazoa; Arthropoda; Insecta; Lepidoptera; Tortricidae. The transcript has 9 exons. Gene Ontology annotation, molecular function: protein binding. The record is from RefSeq and is a predicted model, not a curated record. Bases 545 to 1744 code for a protein of 399 amino acids.